Messenger RNA from Daldinia decipiens, 1143 nucleotides. Its product is annotated as ribose-5-phosphate isomerase B. Gene Ontology annotation, molecular function: isomerase activity. The record is from RefSeq and is a predicted model, not a curated record. The transcript has 2 exons. Bases 358 to 831 code for a protein of 157 amino acids. Gene Ontology annotation, biological process: carbohydrate metabolic process. Gene Ontology annotation, cellular component: intracellular anatomical structure. NCBI's taxonomy places the organism in Eukaryota, Fungi, Ascomycota, Sordariomycetes, Xylariales, Hypoxylaceae.
UUGGAAGGUCACUUUGACCGGUUUGGGGGAGGAACGUCUGCUUGAGACAACGGUUGGGAAGGAGUGCUUAAGACAAAACAGAAAGAAUGCGCUUGUCUUAUGUAUCUUUCCAGGGGAGGUACUAUGCAAGACGUCCUGCAACAAGGCAGUAGGGGUCUAGUGUACCGAGUAAUAAGAAGCAACGGUAUCGAAUAAACGGAUGUCACACUCUCUCUUUCUUACUUCUUAAGUCCUGCCGGGUAUCACAAGUUGCAGGAGUAAACCACCGCCCGUUCAGUUCCAAGUCUCCAAGUCCCGACUAUCACUUACAUUCUCCUUGCACCCCCGCUAGACGCUAGACGAUAGGAAACUACGAUAAUGGCCGCCGCACCCAAGUGGAAGAUAGCCAUCGGAGCCGACGAUGCCGGUGUUGGCUACAAGAGCAAGAUUAGGGAGGACUUCGAAAAGGACCCCCGCGUCGAGUCUAUCGUAGACGUUGGCAGUCUCUCAACAGAUGACAAGACAGCCUACCCUCACCGAGCAGCGGCCGCAGCGCGGCUCGUAGCUGAUGGCAAGGUCGACAGGGCCCUGCUCAUCUGCGGUACAGGCCUAGGAGUUGCCAUCUCGGCGAAUAAGAUCAAGGGCGUCCGCGCCGUCACAGCCCAUGAUAGCUUCUCUGUAGAGCGAGCUGUACUAAGCAACAAUGCCCAAGUCCUUUGUAUGGGCGAGAGGGUCAUCGGCUUGGAACUCGCGCGCAGGCUAGCUAAGGAGUGGUUGGGUUAUGUAUUUGACGAGAAAAGCGCGAGCGCCGCCAAGGUAGAAGUUAUCAGCGACCUCGAGAAGUUGCUAUAAACUAGAACGCGCUGUCGGUCUAGGGGACAUAUGCCAUGUGGGAAUUUCCAUUGCUUAGGCCCUACCACUGUAAAAGGGGGAUAGAAUAGUCCAGCCUAACACUUAUAAGUCACUAACUAACAUAAGUGCAUUGGUUAUAUCAAACGCAGACUCGGGUAAAUAAGAUAGUCUGACGGGAUUGUGACUUAUUGGUCCGGAUACCCGAAAGCUUAAAUAGCUAGAUAUAGAUGGAACGCUAGCGGUAGACUGCAUCUACCCGAGCCGAAACGCAGUUAAACAAAGUUAAGAGGACCGCUGUAUAACAUAUGAUCU